AUGGAUGGAAGCUUUGAUUACACAUCUAAUAAGGCCAGUUGUGGAGGCCUUGCCAGGAACGACCAAGACCAAGGCGAAUGGAUGAAAGGUUUCACAUAUGGAAUUGGUACAUGCCUAGAGGGUAUGGUAGAAGCGUGGGUUCUUCUUAAAGGAAUCCAAAUGGCCAAACUCUUGGGAGUAAGACAAGUCUGCUUUGAAAGCGAUUCGAAGACAAUAGUAAAUGCAAUAACAAAUGAUUUUGUAUGCGACAGUCUCACAGACAACGUUCUGUUUGCAUGCAAGAAAGAACUAGCAGAUAUUCAAGCAUGGCACUUAGCAUUUAUCCCAAGAGAACUCAAUACUGCAGUAGACCAUUUGGCCAAAUUUGCAGGAGGUAGAAAGGGAACCACAAUCCUCCACCAACCUUCAGAGAGUAUCCUACAAUGUUUAGAGGAUGAUAAGUCUGGUCUUCCAAUUUGGAGACAACUGGAAACCGAAAGCUUGUAA
Messenger RNA from Ipomoea triloba (trilobed morning glory), 486 nucleotides. RefSeq lists its product as uncharacterized. The transcript has a single exon. Bases 1 to 486 code for a protein of 161 amino acids. Gene Ontology annotation, molecular function: RNA-DNA hybrid ribonuclease activity; nucleic acid binding. Lineage: Eukaryota; Viridiplantae; Streptophyta; Magnoliopsida; Solanales; Convolvulaceae. The record is from RefSeq and is a predicted model, not a curated record.